Molecule: messenger RNA, 2212 nt
Organism: Anoplopoma fimbria (sablefish)
Lineage: Eukaryota; Metazoa; Chordata; Actinopteri; Perciformes; Anoplopomatidae
Gene: znf704
Product: zinc finger protein 704
Exons: 9
Coding region: 312-1883 (523 amino acids)
Biological process (GO): regulation of transcription by RNA polymerase II
Cellular component (GO): nucleus
Molecular function (GO): RNA polymerase II cis-regulatory region sequence-specific DNA binding; DNA-binding transcription factor activity
Source: RefSeq, a predicted model, not a curated record
CAGGUCGAGUCGACGCAGACUGGUCGCCGGUCAGACGCGGAGGGUGUUUAGCGGCAAAUGAAACGCGUUCGUGCUGUCGUUGUUUUCUCCGGUGCUCAUUCAAAAGUUUCCCCUUCAGUUGUCGGUGCUUUUAGGCCUUUGUAGUCGUCGCCUCCCCCCGAGUAUGUUGCCGCUUUCUCACAUCUUACCCCGGCUGUCGGAGCGCGUAGUCUACCCGCUGCGGUUCGGUGUUUUCCUCGACGUUGUUUACCGGUCAUAACUCCACGUUAACCGUCUGAUUCUCAACACACACACACACACACACAGCAGUCAUGCACACGAGGCGUCUGGUGAAGCGGUCGAUCCUCGGCAGCCGUGUGUACGCGCCGAGUCCGACGGGGGACGGAGCCCCGGUGACAGGAGUGGUGCAGGCUGUCAAGCAGGAAAACAGAGACGUGUCGGCCGCGGGGACCCGGUGCAGCGUCUACACGGUGCUCAUGCAGGACGGGAGCCUGAAGGAGUUCACCGAGGAGGAGAUAGCCGCGGGGAUCAACCACAUCACGGCCAAGGGACCGCUCAAGUCCAGCUUGAAGCAGAGCUCCAGUAACGGAGCUCCGGAGUGCCAUAAGGUGGAGGGCGGCUCCCUCAGCCCAGAGGCGUUGGAGGAGCAGCGCUUUUCUGAUGGCAAGCGUGUCGGCCGGGACCACGACACCCGAUCAGUGUCCCUGCUAGAGCAGAAACGCAAAGUGGUCUCCUCCAGCAUCGACGUCCCUCAUGCCAGACGGUCAGAGGAGGAAGUGGACAUGGACAAGGUGACAGCUGCCAUGGUGCUGACAAGUCUCUCCACCAGCCCGCUGGUGAGGAGUCCACCUGUCAAAGUCAACGAAGGCCUGAGCGGUUCGUGGAAGGACAACGGCUCGGCCGGCCCCUUCACCCCGUCCAGCAACAGCUCAUCGGGAGGCUACUGGAGCUGGUCUGCCCCCAGUGACCAGUCCAACCCUUCUACACCUUCUCCACCGCUCUCCGCCGACAGCUUCAAACCCUUCCGUGUGCCCAGUCUGGGCGGCGUGGGAUCCGGCCCCGCAGGGCCUGAGGACCCCAGCCUGGAUGAACAGGACGGCAGCAGCCUGCUCUUUGAUGAGCCCAUCCCUCGCAAGCGCAAGAACUCCAUGAAGGUGAUGUUCAAGUGCCUGUGGAAGAACUGUGGCAAGGUGCUGAGCACCGCUGCUGGCAUCCAGAGACACAUCCGCACCAUCCACCUGGGGCGUAACUGUGACUCGGACUGCAGCGACGGCGAGGAGGACUUCUACUACACGGAGAUCAAGCUCAACACGGACUCGGUGGCCGACGGGCUGAGCAGCCUGUCCCCUUCGUCCCCGUCCGUCCUCUCUCCGCCUCCUCCUCCUCCCCCCUCUCCUCACCCGCUUCUCAGCCAGCUGUCGGACCCCCACAGGCCUCCGCAGUCCUCAGACGCCAAGGAGCAUCACGCCGGCGGCACCACCCCGCUCAGCCGCUCCGCGCCCAGCGCUCUCUACCUCAUCCACACGGACCACGCCUACCAGGCCACGGCUCCAGUGUCCAUCCCGUCCAGCAACAUUAACUCCAACGGCUCAGCCUCCACCAGCUUCACCCCAACCAACAGCUCCAGCUUUAGCAUCUCCUGGCAGUCCCCACCCGUCACAUUCACCGGGACAACGGUGUCCCCCAGUAACAGCCAGGGCUUCGGCGAUCAGCGCUCCCAGACCAUCGCCGUCCUCUCGUCUCCUCCCAGAGCCACCACUGCCCUCAGUAGGAAGGUGCGCGGUGAAGGGAAAAAAUGCCGCAAGGUGUACGGGAUGGAGAACCGCGACAUGUGGUGCACCGCCUGCCGCUGGAAAAAGGCCUGCCAGAGAUUUACCGACUGAACGUUCCCCACCAAACUUCCCAGUGUGCCACACCAACGGGCACUGCUGCCUUUCUCCAGAUAAGAGGGGGAGGGGCUUCAUUUUGCAUGCAUUUGGUUUUUCUUCAGCUCAAAAUCGCAACUGUCCGUCAUCUCCUGGCUCCGCCCAAUGCCCCCCCCCCAGCUCCACUGAACUCCAGCAGUGGAAGGAACCAAAGGACAGCAGAGUCACUUUUACAUUGCCAUCCAGGAUUCCCAGCACUGCCUCGGCAUUCCCACCAUUCCCAGUUUUGGGGAAACUCCAGUGCAGCUAAAUAGUGUAAAGAGAAAGUAGAUCUAAAGAUUUCUCCG